AUGAAGGGAACAGACGACAACAGAAGCUUCUCCACCGAGGUCAUGCACAGCGCUGCCUUCUCUCUGUCUCAGAGCGAGCCGUCCACGUGUCGUCUAAACUCUAGACAGAUCUAUUCUCCGCUCAAACGCUUAGAUCGCGAAGACUCCCCCUCUGAAAGUGCCUUGCGAGACCAGCUGCUGCUGGGGCUCCGUGAUGGCCCCCUUUCCCAAGCCCUGAAAGUUUUUGCUCGUCGGAACCCGGAGUUGGAAUUUUCAGACCUUCGCCAAGAGGCUGUGCUGUUGGCGUCGGAGUAUGGCCGAGCUGAACCAGAGGAACCCAAUUGGAAGGAGCAAUUGAAGCGUGAAAUCAUGGAGGACGUCAAAAUGCAAAUGAAGGGAAUAACACAAGAAAUAGUGGCAGAGCUCAAGCCGCUGCUGCAGACUGCUUCUCCACAACCCAGCCCACCUAAUCCAACCAGGACUAGGCAGUCCACACCCAGACCGUACAACGACCGAGAUGCACAAGAGGUUGAGGGGGUCAAAGUCCCUGAGCGAGGGGUGGUGAUUGUAGAGGAUGUGAAGUGCACGCACCCAUUCAUUGUAGGCAUGAAUGUUAUCAUGGCCUGUUGGGACACACUAUUUAAAUGCCCUGCCACGUCGUCUCGACUGCCCCAGUUUAAAACCCAGAAAGUGUGGAGAGAUGCAUUUGCCACUUGCCGCCAUAUUGAAGUUUCCCCUGCAGAAGACGGGCUGGUUGGUUUUGUUAGAUUGGCUGCAAAAGGCAAAGUUGUUGUCCCUCCAGAGAGUGAGAUGGUGGUGUGGGGCCGCACAAAGAGGAAUCCAGUCGGAAUAGGACAUUGUGCCCUUGUGGAGCCGCUGCUUGAUGUGGGCGCCAGUGAUGUUGGGGUUGCAAGAGCUCUGGUUGAAGUUAAACAAGGUAGAGUGCCAGUGCGUGUUUGUAAUCCACACCCCUAUAACAUUACCCUAGGGCGGUUCAGUAAAUUAGGCCGACUGUAUCACAUUGAGGAAGCGGAUGUGCAGGGCCCCCAUAGUUUGUCCCUCUCCCUGGAGGACGACGGGGUUGUAGUAGUCACCAGAGUAGAGGUUGGUGCAGCUUCCCCUAGCCGCCCAGGACAAUCUGAAGGGACUAGCAUGUUGAGAAACAGACCUGACCUUUCUGACCAACAGCAGAGGGAGCUAAAGGCCCUGCUGCAGAAGUGGGAACAAGUUUUUUCACAGCACGAGGAGGAUUUUGGUCGGACUAACCUAGUGCAGCAUCAGAUUCUUACAGGCGAUGCUGCCCCCAUUCGGGAAAGGUACCGGCCAAUCCCACCCAUGCUGUACAAAGAGGUGAAGACCCUCCUCUCGGGGGCGGAGUUGGACCGCAAGCAGGAGACGGUGCCUGACUCUCGAGGGACGCAGCGGCAGGGUGGAUCCCUGCCGUGUGUGUAA
Messenger RNA from Knipowitschia caucasica, 1431 nucleotides. The record is from the annotation of a GenBank genome assembly. Lineage: Eukaryota; Metazoa; Chordata; Actinopteri; Gobiiformes; Gobiidae.